UGUAUACUGCGUGACAACUAAACAAUUUUGUGUACCCCGAAAAUAACCAACAGGAGGUGUGGUUUUGGAGGUGUAAAAACAUUAUUCCCCGCAAAACGGUGGCUUUUGCACCUGGCUGGCAAGGUGUGAAGGUAUUGACGAAAUUAAAUAAAACCAACCAACAAAAAUUAAGCAAAAAACACAAAAAAACCAACGCGUGUGAAGAAAGUUUGUGCAGUGGAAAAUUUUGUAGGAGAAGCUGCUUAAAAACGGGUCAACGUUUGCGGGAAAUCGGCGCCAAGCGACGCAGCAACAUGAUCUAUAUAGAUGACUCAGAGCCGGAAGGUGUUCUGGAGCCGGCAUUUCCUAUGCGCGAUGUGAACAUAAAUCGUAAUGUCGAUGCCCAUAAACUAUACGAUGUCCUCGGCGAGGUGGGACGCGGCAAAUUCGGAACUGUGUACAAGUGCCGGGACAAGGCCAACGGCCUCCAGCUGGCGGCCAAGUUCGUGCCCAUUCCGAAGCGAGAGGACAAGCGGAAUGUGGAGCGGGAGGUGGAGAUUAUGAAUUCAUUGCAGCAUCACCUCAUUAUACAAUUGUACGCGGCAUACGAAUAUCAGAAAAUGAUGUGCGUCGUCCUGGAACUCAUUGAAGGUGGUGAGCUCUUUGACCGCGUGGUGGACGAUGAGUUUGUCCUGACCGAGAGAGUCUGCCGGGUUUUUAUACGCCAAGUGUGCGAAGCCAUGGCUUUUAUACACGGCAAUGGCAUAGUGCAUCUGGAUCUGAAGCCCGAAAAUAUUCUGGUGCUCACACAGAAGGGCAAUCGCAUCAAGAUCAUAGACUUUGGACUGGCCCGCAAAUUCGAUCCAGAUAAGCGUCUGCGGGUACUCUUCGGCACACCUGAGUUUGUGGCUCCGGAGGUUGUGAACUUUGACUGUAUAUCGUAUGGAACCGAUAUGUGGAGUGUAGGUGUAAUAUGUUAUGUGCUCAUCUCAGGACUGUCGCCUUUCAUGGGCGAGAACGACAUUGAAACAAUGUCAAACGUAACCAUUGCGAAAUACGACUUCGAGGACGAAUGCUUUAAUGGCAUCUCCCCGGAGUGUCUGGAUUUCAUAGCCAAGCUGCUGGCCAAGGACCUGAGCACUCGCAUGACAGCCGCCGAGUGCAUGAAACACAAAUGGCUACAACAGCGGCCGGCUGCCGCUGCCUCUGCCACGCCCAUUACAAAGGCCGCCUCUUCGGCGUCCAAGUCGCGCCUGAAGUCAGAAUCUCCGGUGACGGCGGAAUCCUCGGAGGAAUCCUCCACGGAAACCAUCGAGGACGGCGACGACGAGGAGGAGGAGGAGGAGGCGGAGGUGUUGACGGCGGACAAGAACAAGGCCCAGGACGAUGGGCAGGAUGAGGAGCUGGCCAAGCUCUGCAGCGCCGCGGAACUGGAGAACAAAGAACUGGAUGCCACAAAGGACAACCUGAAGAACUUCAUUGUGCGCUGGGAGACGCAUCCGAACAGUCCGUACGUGUUCGACGUGGAGGGCAAUGUGAUUGCGCCGCUGAGCGAGACGAGUUACCCACAUCCGCGGCGGACCCACGGCCCGGACAGCAUGUCCUCGUCCCGAGUUUGUUCUCCCUCGCCCUGCGAAUCAAUUGCCACCCUGACCGACGACGAGCUGGCCGAGGAUGCGGAUCUCCCGGAGGAGGAUGAAUCUCGCAGUGCGGACAACGAAAGUCCCCACUCGGUGUCCACGCCCAUUAAUGAGUCCAGGGAGAAGCUGUUCCCAACGGUGGCCACCUCCAGUCCGGCCACGCCCACACCGCAGCACCUGUUCAACGAGAACUUUGAUGAGUUCUCUGGCAGCCAGUCCACCGCCCAGCAGCAGCGCAGCAUGAAGAGCUAUCUGCACACCUUCGACCGGAGGAACUCGGAUACCACGUACCUGUUGGGUCGUCGCAGUUCCGGAGAGCGUGUGAAUCUGGCGGAUGAGAUACGGAAGCUUUCCGAUCACCUGCUCAUGCUGGCCGAGAUCAACACCAAGCUGGGAGAUAACAACAAUAAUAAUAAGAGUAAUGAAGGAACUCCGGCUGCUCCAGCUGCUCCAGCGGCUCCAGCUCCUUCAGCUCCUCCUCAAGCUGCCGCACCCUCAGGCGGCAGUUCUAGUAAAACCUCCGAAAUCAAGCAAGAUGGAAAUAGGUGGACCAGUAAAUCCACCAGCAGCAGUAGCUGGAAUCGCCCUACUUCCACGGGAGGAUUGCUCAGCCAGGCCAGCAGCACUUCAAAGAGUCAGAGCAGCUACGACGAUGGCCAGGGCAAGACCAAGAUUAGUUCCCUGUCUGUGAGACUGCAGCAGUCCAUCGAGGAAACGCCCAAGCUAAGCAAUGGCACUAGCUCCGCCAGCACCAAGUCGCAAGUGCAAUCACAGCGCAGCGUGCAAACUAUGUCCAGUUCCAAUGCCAAGAGCAUAACCAGCCAGCAUGUUCAAAGAACCAGUACCACCUCAUCGAAGGUUAUCUCCAGCACUAGCAGCACCAGCAGCCACCAAAUGUCCAGUGCCAGCAACCAAAUCUCCUCCAGCUCUAGCAACCAAGCUCACAGCGAAUCAGCCAGCAGUCGUCGCGCCAAAUUCCGGAUAAAUCAAAUGAGCCGCGACGUGCCCGUCGGCCUGCCGGAUACCCACCAGACCGUGAACCUGGAGGAGGCGGCCAACACCACCAAAGAUUGCCUGCUGCAUUUGCUGGAGAAAUACAAUGAGACGCGAAUCCGCAAUCCGGUGGGGCGUCACCAGAGCAUCAGCGUGGACUGGCAUGUCAGCGACAAUCUGGAGUACCGCUCCAUGAGCUCCAUCAAUGCGUUCUUUCAGCGCCACAACCACAAUGGCGGCGGACAGAACGUGCGGCAUAUCCAGGCCCAGCUGGAGGAGAAGGCGACGGGGAAGCAGUAGGAGUCCACUGUAUAUAUAUUCUACAUAUAUAUUUUUGUAUGUAUAGGACAGAUCAAGUAAAGCGGGUGCUCAUAUCUAGUUAAUGGAACUUAGGUAAAACUUCGGCGUUGCAAAGGAAACAAAUUAAUAUUUAUGUACUUGAUGUAAGCAAUAAAACCAAAUAAAUCAAAAUAAAUUAUUUGAAUCAACUGAAAAGUAAACUAUAGAUAUGAUUUAUUAUUUCCAUAUUCAAGUGCCUUUGUUUUUUAAAUAAAAACAACACUUCAGUUACUACCAACUAAAAAAAUCAAACAAUUUAUUGCAAGAAAACAAAUAUCAACUUAUAAAAUGUACAAAAUUUGUUAAUUAACUACAGUUUACAACUACAGCUACAACCAAAGCAAUGGGUAGAAAUCAUAAUUAAUAAAUCAAUAACAAACAAUCAUUUAAAUGACUUUAUGCAGCGAUUUUUUUUUUCUUGUUAUGUUUUUUAAUUUUUAUGGAGAACAAUGCGCUUUGUGUUUCGUUUUUCUGUUUUUUUUUUUCGUUUUGUUUAUUGAAGUGUAUGAGUUGCGUGUGGAUGCCUUAAUAAUACAUAGAAUAUCUCUAUACAUAUAAAUAUUAGGAGAAUACUUUGGAUUUUGUUCUUAGUUAGGCCUUACUUACAAAUAGAUGCUUUGUAUAAGUGUUGUAAAGGGAUAUAGGCUCUGCCUAUGUGUAUAACUAUAAUAAUCUAGUAUUUGUACAUGAUAGUUUUCAGGCAAAAGUGUUUUCAUAAUUUGCCCAGAGAUCGGUCGUAGCAAAUCAUAAAAGACAUUUUUACCCCAUUUGUUAGGAAAUGAGAGCGCGACAAUUCGUGUGCAUUUGGCGGCAUACAUAAAUAAAUAUAUAAAUGACGUUCAAACGUGCAGAAAUUGACAAAACUAAUUCAAAGUUAUUCUUCUUUUCCACUGGUCUAAUUAAGGACAAUGUUAGUCGCAGGUGGCAAAAGCAAGGCGGCAAUGAGCUGCAAAA
Drosophila kikkawai is the source of this 3905-nucleotide messenger RNA. It is a transcript of the gene sqa, whose product is annotated as spaghetti-squash activator. Gene Ontology annotation, cellular component: nucleus. Gene Ontology annotation, molecular function: protein serine/threonine kinase activity; ATP binding. The record is from RefSeq and is a predicted model, not a curated record. NCBI's taxonomy places the organism in Eukaryota, Metazoa, Arthropoda, Insecta, Diptera, Drosophilidae. Gene Ontology annotation, biological process: protein phosphorylation; intracellular signal transduction; positive regulation of apoptotic process.